This is a messenger RNA of Zychaea mexicana, 477 nucleotides long. RefSeq lists its product as uncharacterized. The coding region runs from base 1 to 477 and encodes 158 amino acids. The record is from RefSeq and is a predicted model, not a curated record. Lineage: Eukaryota; Fungi; Mucoromycota; Mucoromycetes; Mucorales; Lichtheimiaceae. Gene Ontology annotation, cellular component: mitotic spindle; DASH complex. The transcript has 2 exons. Gene Ontology annotation, biological process: mitotic cell cycle.
AUGCAACGGGGAUCAGCAAGACCCCAACGAACUCAAAACAACAGUAAUGGCAACUCGACUGGCAGUGCGACGAGGCACCACCAACAACAGUCAAACGAUGAUCGACCAGCCAUAAUUCGUGAAAAGGAACAAGAGCUUUGCGAACUUUCCAAAAUUAAAAAGCAAAGUGAAGAACUCGUCCAUUUCUUUGAAGAAUUACAGCAGAACAUGCACAACCUAGCCGAAGAUGUAAAAGGCACGGCAGACACCCUUACAAACUGGAAUCACGUUUUCCGUAUCAUGGCAUCAACCGAAGAUGAAGACCCAGACGCGAGCCCAAUGUUUGUGCGCAUGCCAAUGAAGGACUCCCAGGCUUCUUCGUCUUCAUCAGAGUCAAUAUCAUCAUCAUUGGCAUCUUCUUCCUCUACUCCUCAACAGCAACAGCGUCAGCCACAACAAUCACAUCAGCACCGUCUGCGGCAACGUCAACGGCAAUAA